Lontra canadensis (Northern American river otter) is the source of this 1029-nucleotide messenger RNA. RefSeq names its product olfactory receptor 10. The record is from RefSeq and is a predicted model, not a curated record. Gene Ontology annotation, molecular function: G protein-coupled receptor activity; olfactory receptor activity. Gene Ontology annotation, cellular component: membrane. The transcript has a single exon. NCBI's taxonomy places the organism in Eukaryota, Metazoa, Chordata, Mammalia, Carnivora, Mustelidae. Gene Ontology annotation, biological process: G protein-coupled receptor signaling pathway.
AUGUUUAAAUCCAUUAUGUGUAUUAAUUACCCACUUAUUCUUAAAUCCCACUGCAAAGGGUGUGGGAUCUCCUGCAGUGAUAGGGCUGAAGAGGAGAUGGAAACAGUUAAUGACAGCACAGGUGGGGAUUUCAUCUUAGUGGGCUUCUCUGAGCGGCCUGAGUUAGAGCUGAUUCUCUCCCUCUUUGUCCUGACAUUCUACACAAUAACCCUUGUGGGCAACAUGGCCAUCAUCUUGCUCUCGAUCCUGGACACUGGACUCCACACACCCAUGUACUUCUUCCUUAGAAACCUCUCUGUUCUUGACCUCUGCUUCACUACCAGCAUUGUCCCUCAGAUGCUGGUGAACAUGUGGGGUGGCAACAAGAAGAUUAGCUAUGCUGGCUGCAUGGUCCAGUACUGGGUGGCCUUGGCACUUGGCUCCACUGAGUGUGUUCUCCUUGCAGUGAUGGCAAUAGACCGCUAUGUUGCAGUUUGCUGGCCUCUGCGCUAUGUCUCUAUCAUGCACCCCAGGCUGUGCCACCUCCUGGCAGCAGCUUCCUGGUGUUCUGGUUUUGCCAACUCCUUUCUACAGUCCUCAAUGGCCAUGGUGCUGCCUCGAUGUGGAAACCGGAGUGUGGACCAUUUCUUUUGUGAACUGUUGAUCAUUGUUAAACUCUCCUGUGUGGAUACUGGCCCGACAGAAUCUAAAAUGUUUAUAGCCUGGCUAAUCAUCCUAGGCAUGCCUGUCUCCAUCAUCCUGACCACUUAAGUGUGCAUCGCCAGAGCAGUAGUAAAAAUGCGCUCAGCAGAAGGAAGGAAAAAGGCCUUUGGGACCUGUGCCUCCCACCUAAUGGUAGUCUCACUCUUCUAUGGGACCAUUAUGUUUUUGUAUCUGCAGCCCAAGGACAACUACUCCCAGGACCAGAGCAAAGCACUGGUGGUGCUAUACAUGAUCCUUGCUCCCACACUCAACCCUCUGAUCUACACACUGAGGAAUAAGGAUGUGAAGAAAGCGGUCAGGAGGUUGAUAGGGAAGGAACAGGUAUAG